Naumovozyma castellii is the source of this 1380-nucleotide messenger RNA. It is a transcript of the gene SES1, whose product is annotated as serine--tRNA ligase SES1. The coding region runs from base 1 to 1380 and encodes 459 amino acids. The transcript has a single exon. The record is from RefSeq and is a predicted model, not a curated record. Lineage: Eukaryota; Fungi; Ascomycota; Saccharomycetes; Saccharomycetales; Saccharomycetaceae.
AUGUUAGAUAUUAACCAAUUCAUUGAAGAAAAGGGUGGUAACCCAGAAUUAAUUAGACAAUCCCAAAAGGCCAGAUAUGCCAGCGUUGAACUUGUUGACGAUAUCAUUGCUGACUACAAGGACUGGGUCAAGACCAGAUUCGAACUAGAUGAGUUAAAUAAGAAAUUAAACAAGCUACAAAAGGAUAUUGGUUUGAAAUUCAAGAAUAAGGAAGAUCCAAAGGAAUUAUUAGCUGAGAAGGAUGAAAUUACCGCUCAAAAGGCUAAAUUGACUGAACAAGAACAAGCAGAUGAUAAGGAUUUGAAGGAAAAGAUUAUGCAAGUUGGUAACAUUGUUCACCCUUCUGUUGUUAUUUCCAACGAUGAAGACAACAAUGAAUUGGUCCGUACUUGGAAGCCAGAAGACUUGGAAGAAGUCGGACCUGUUGCUUCCGUUACUGGUAAGCCAGCUAAAUUAUCUCAUCAUGAAAUUCUUUUGAGAUUGGAUGGGUACGAUCCAGAACGUGGUGUUAAGAUCUCCGGUCACAGAGGUUUCUUCCUAAGAAACUACGGUGUCUUCUUGAACCAAGCUUUAAUCAAUUACGGUUUGAAUUUCUUGGCCCAAAAGGGUUACAUCCCAUUACAAGCUCCAGUUAUGAUGAACAAGGAAGUUAUGGCUAAGACUGCCCAAUUGUCCCAAUUUGAUGAAGAAUUAUACAAGGUCAUUGAUGGUGAUGAUGAAAAAUAUUUAAUUGCUACCUCAGAACAACCAAUUUCUGCAUACCAUAGUGGAGAAUGGUUCGAAAAGCCACAAGAACAAUUACCAAUUAGAUAUGUUGGUUAUUCUUCUUGUUUCCGUAGAGAAGCUGGUUCUCACGGUAAAGAUGCUUGGGGUAUUUUCAGAGUGCAUGCUUUUGAAAAGAUAGAACAAUUUGUUUUGACCGAACCAGAAAAUUCAUGGGAAGAAUUUGAUAAGAUGAUUGAUCACUCUGAAGAGUUCUAUCAAUCUUUGAAGCUUCCAUACCGUGUCGUUGGUAUCGUGUCUGGUGAAUUAAACAAUGCUGCUGCCAAGAAGUACGAUUUGGAAGCUUGGUUCCCAUACCAAAAAGAAUAUAAAGAAUUAGUCUCAUGUUCUAACUGUACCGAUUACCAAUCAAGAAACUUGGAAAUUAGAUGUGGUAUCAAGAAGAUGGGUGACAGAGAAAAGAAAUACGUUCACUGUUUGAACUCCACUCUAUCUGCCACAGAAAGAGCUUUGUGUUGUAUCCUAGAAAAUUACCAAACUGAAGAUGGUUUGGUUGUCCCAGAAGUGCUUAGAAGAUAUAUCCCUGGUGAACCUGAAUUCUUACCAUUCGUCAAGGAAUUACCAAAGAACUCUACUUCCAACAAGAAGAAGAAUUAA